Messenger RNA from Penicillium pulvis, 180 nucleotides. RefSeq lists its product as uncharacterized. The coding region runs from base 1 to 180 and encodes 59 amino acids. The transcript is spliced from 3 exons. The record is from RefSeq and is a predicted model, not a curated record. NCBI's taxonomy places the organism in Eukaryota, Fungi, Ascomycota, Eurotiomycetes, Eurotiales, Aspergillaceae.
AUGGCAUUGACUCGACAAGCUAAGCGGAGCUACGCCAAAAUCCUAAAGAUCCAUACCAUCUCUUUCGGAAUCACCACGGAUAGUACUAGAUAUCAAUUCUGGUUCUUAGACUCAGAACGGCGGCUUGUCUCUUCUAUCAUCUUUGAUUGGCGUCUCGACAAGGCCAAAAUCAUCACAUAG